Molecule: messenger RNA, 1470 nt
Organism: Coffea eugenioides
Lineage: Eukaryota; Viridiplantae; Streptophyta; Magnoliopsida; Gentianales; Rubiaceae
Product: THO complex subunit 4D
Exons: 7
Coding region: 294-1133 (279 amino acids)
Biological process (GO): mRNA export from nucleus
Cellular component (GO): nucleus
Molecular function (GO): mRNA binding
Source: RefSeq, a predicted model, not a curated record
UUGCCCUGCUCUCACCCUUCACUUCCUUCCCCUCGAACAUUUCCCCAAAUCUUCCGUCUUUCUUUUUCUUCAGCAAGCCCUAACGCCAAAAGAAUUAGCUACCCCAAUUUUCUAAUCAAUCGAACCAAUGGAUCUCCUCAUCCUCAUCGUCUAAAAUUCUCACUUUCUCCUGUUCUUGUUUUUUCUCGGUAAAAUUUUCCUGAAAAAAUAUCCUCGGAGCCGUAAUUUUUAACGCGUCCGGCUCGCGUUGCUGUCUGAUUUAGAUUGACUCAAAAGCUUUGUUUGUGGACUCAAUGGCUUCUUUGGAUAUGUCACUGGAUGAUAUGAUAAAGAACAGGCGUAAUAAUGAGAGAGGCAGAGGGCAAGGUAGGGCCCGUCGUGGUAGAGGAACAGGAGGGUCUUUUAGAGGUGGAAGGACAACUGGGGCUCCUCGCAGGGGCCCACUUGGUGUAAAUACUCGGCCAUCAGCUUACACUAUUGCCAAGUCCUUCCGCAGAACCAAGAAUCUGCCAUGGCAGAGUGGUUUGUUUGAAGAAAGUCUCAAAGCUGCAGGUUUGUCGGGUUUGGACAAUGGCACGAAGUUAUAUGUUUCUAAUUUGGAUGUUGGAGUGACCAAUGAAGAUAUAAGGGAACUCUUCUCUGAGAUUGGAGAAUUGAUACGAUACGCAAUUCAUUAUGACAAAACUGGUCGUCCAAGUGGUUCAGCUGAAGUCCUGUUUGCUCGAAGGAGUGAUGCAUUUCAGGCACUUAAGAGAUACAACAACGUGCAAUUGGAUGGCAAGCCUAUGAAGAUUGAAAUAGUUGGUACCAAUGCUGAGGUUCCUGUCUCUGCUCGUGUAAAUGUGGUUGGAGGGUCCAAUGGGAGGCGGCGGACAGUUGUUGUGACGCCAGGACCUGGACGCACUAGAGGCCCCACUGCUGUUACUCGUGGUGCAGGGCAAAGGGGUCGUGGCGGUAUGAGGGGUGGCCGUGGCCGUGGUGGUGGGCGUGGGCGUGGACGUGGCCGAGGUCGUGGCAGUGGUGGUGGUGGUGGUGGUGGUGGUGGUGGGGGCCGUGGGAUAAAGAAAGCUCUUGACAAAUCGGCUGAUCAACUUGACAAAGAGCUGGAUGAGUAUCAUGCUAUGCAAUCUUAAUUGACCCAUGUGCUCUGUUAUGCAAUGGAAAACCGCUAGUGAGAAAUUGCAGUUGUACGAAGUUUGAUGCUGAGUGCUUGUAUUUUGAUGCAUUAGGAAAACUUUAUACUCGGUAUUAUGUACUUUGCAGUGACCCGAUAAAGUUGGCUAGUGCUUAGAUUCUAAGUGGUUAGGUUUCUAUUCUUGCCUUUGAUCACCUUCUUUCACUUUUAGAAUGUUGUGUUAAAAUGGUUAUAUCCUGCGUUAUAUCCUGCUGAAAAUAUCUUUUCCUUUUCUAGACCUCGGCAAGUGCAGCCACAUUAUUUGUGGUACUGCCAAAGUUGGCAGUUUAGCUAAA